Molecule: messenger RNA, 1926 nt
Organism: Brassica napus (rape)
Lineage: Eukaryota; Viridiplantae; Streptophyta; Magnoliopsida; Brassicales; Brassicaceae
Product: zinc finger CCCH domain-containing protein 37
Exons: 12
Coding region: 139-1788 (549 amino acids)
Molecular function (GO): mRNA binding; metal ion binding
Source: RefSeq, a predicted model, not a curated record
AUAAAAAAAGAAAAAAGAAACUAAAGAGAAUCAGUGAAGAGAUGUCAAAUCAGUUUCGUGGGAUCUGAGAGAGAGAGAGAGAGAGAAGAAGAGAGAAACAAACCUCUCUCUCUUUAGGGUUUUCAAUCACAAAUCCGAAUGGCAGCACAUCGUCACCAAUUGUUCACAUACGCCCUCCAACCUUCUCUCGCCGCCGCCUCCACCGUUUCCCCCGCUCCUCCUCCGCCGCAACCGCUACCGCAACCGCAGCAAAGUCUCUCCCUUUCUUCUCUCUACGCCUCCUCCGCCGCCGACCGCUACUACCCCGACGCCACGUUCCGCUUCUUAUCCCGCGACGGAUCCGAAGCUUUGACCAACUACCAAGCAACGGUUGCUUCUUCUUCCUCUUCUUCGGCCAUGUACCACCACCACCAUCUCCCCAACGCGGCGGCGGCGUCGCAUUUGGCUUACCCUCCUCAGCUGAUUCAUCAGGAAGCUUGGCCGCCUGGCGUCGAGCCUCCCGCCGCCGCCGCCGCCGCCGUUGAGCCUCUUCCUCCUGGAGUCAAACGCACCUCUGAAGCGCUCUACUAUCCGACUCUCUACGGUGCCCAUAAUCCAAUGGGUCAGACGGAAGCUUGGUAUACUACGGACUACUUAACCAAGCGCCUUAAGUUGGAGAGUACGAGCCAUUUGCCUGUCUAUCCACAGCGGGCAGGGGAGAAGGAUUGUACCCACUAUAUGCAAACAAGAACUUGUAAAUUUGGAGAGGGCUGCAAAUUUGAUCAUCCUGUUUGGGUUCCUGAAGGUGGAAUCCCAGAUUGGAAAGAGGCACCAGUUGUUCCAAACGAUGAGUACCCUGAGAGACCAGGUGAACCAGAUUGUCCGUAUUAUAUAAAAACACAACGUUGCAAAUAUGGUCUAAGGUGCAAGUUUAAUCAUCCCAAAACAGCGGCUGCAGUUACUGUUGAAACUCCAGAUGCCUUACCUGAGAGGCCUUCUGAGCCCCCGUGCACUUUCUACAUGAAGACUGGAAAAUGUAAAUUUGGUUUAACAUGCAAGUUCCACCACCCAAAAGAUAUCCAGCUACCAUCAUCUAGUCAAGAUAAUGGUAGUACUGAGGCUGUAACCAGUGAACCUGAUGUCACCAACAAUCCGCAUGUGACAUUUGCUCCAGCAGCAUAUUACAACUCGAAGGGACUACCAGCUAGGCCGAUUUUACAGGCUGAAGUAGACUGCCCGUUCUAUCUCAAGACCGGAAGCUGCAAGUAUGGUGCCACCUGUCGCUACAAUCAUCCUGAGAGGACUGCAUUCACUCCCCAAGCUGCUGGGAUAAAUUAUCCUCUAGUGUCCCCGACCAGUGCGAGUGUAAACCUUGGGUUGAUUAACUCAGCUGCCUCCCUCUAUCAGACUCUUGCUCAACCCACGGUAGAUGUCUACAAUCAUGCUAACUUGUUGCAGCUAGGAGCGCUUACAGCAACGUAUCCCCAAAGACCUGGACAACCAGAAUGUGACUACUACAUGAAGACAGGGGAGUGCAAGUUUGGAGAGAGGUGCAGGUUCCAUCACCCAGCAGAUAGGUUGAACGCAACGAGUAAACAAGCUCCUCAGCAGCCGAAUGUGAAGCUGAGUCUUGCAGGGUAUCCCAGAAGAGAGGGUGCGCAAAAUUGCCCGUAUUACAUGAAGACGGGGACUUGCAAGUACGGGGCAACAUGCAAGUUUGACCAUCCUCCUCCAGGCGAAGUUAUGGCUAAAACCGCUUCAGAAGCUGAAGCUGAUGCUGCUGGUGGAGCGACUGACACGACUCAGUGAGUAGCUAUCUUUAUGUAAGAUAAGAUGAUAAGCGUGUUGUAAUCUUGUUUUACUUGCUAUGUUCUGCAUCUGUUUCUCCUUUCUCAAAUCCCUUUUUAUCACAUCCUAAAACCAAAAGAAGAGAUUGAGUGAGUCCUA